Molecule: messenger RNA, 414 nt
Organism: Pochonia chlamydosporia 170
Lineage: Eukaryota; Fungi; Ascomycota; Sordariomycetes; Hypocreales; Clavicipitaceae
Product: ATP-dependent DNA helicase PIF1
Exons: 1
Coding region: 1-414 (137 amino acids)
Source: RefSeq, a predicted model, not a curated record
AUGGAGUUUGACAAGUACAGCGGUCCAGUGUUCCUGACCACCGUUGAUGGCAGGAAGAUUGUCCCGAUUCUCCCAGUAGAGAGGGACUUCCUCAUCGGAACCACUCCCUGCACUCGCACGCAGUUUCCCCUGAUCGUAUGCUACGCUAUUACUGUUCACAAGUCGCAAAGCAUCACUGAAGAUGUGAUCGUUACAGAUCUCUCCUGCCGGGACUUUCAGACCGGUUUGAGCUAUGUAGCUGUCUCUCGAGUGAAAACGCUCCAGGGCCUAAUGCUGGAUGGGCCAUUUGAUCGUAAUCACCUGUUUCAUGAGUCUCCUCCAGAUGGUAUGAAGAUGAAGCUGCGGGACCAAGAGCUAAGGAAACGGCAGGUUCUUACACGGAAUCCCUACAAGGUAGACCACGGUUCUGCAUAA